Messenger RNA from Python bivittatus (Burmese python), 1697 nucleotides. The record is from RefSeq and is a predicted model, not a curated record. Lineage: Eukaryota; Metazoa; Chordata; Lepidosauria; Squamata; Pythonidae.
AUGGUUUUUUUUUUCUUACUGUCUUCAGAAUUUAGGGAGGUCUUCGAACUCUUCGACAGAACUCCAAAGGGUGAACUGAAAAUCACUUACGCGCAGUGCGGAGACGUCUUACGGUCAUGCGGACAGAAUCCCACCCAGGCAGACGUCCACAAGGUCCUUGGCCGCCCGAAACCAGACGAAAUGAACUCCAAGAUGUUGGACUUUGAUACUUUCCUGCCCAUGCUUCAGCACAUCGCUAAGACCAAGGACACCGGUACCUUUGAAGAUUUCGUGGAAGGCCUUCGGGUUUUCGACAAGGAAGGAAAUGGGACAGUCAUGGGAGCUGAACUUCGCCAUGUUUUGGCUACCCUUGGAGAAAGAUUAAGCGAGGAGGAAGUUGAUAAAUUAAUGGCUGGUCAAGAAGACUCAAAUGGGUGUAUUAAUUAUGAAGCGUUUGUGAAACAUAUCAUGGCAAAUUAAAUGGCAGGAUUGUCUCCAUUUGGGACGGAGGUUUGGACGUCUCCCGAUGUAUUUCUGUCCUUCUGGAACGGGAUUUCAAACCCCGCCUGGCUACUCCUCACCCCAACUCCUGUUAGCAGCAGCCGCCGGUCCUGCCAGCCUCGCCUUCUCCCCAGCCUCUGAGGAAGACUUUGCCACUCCAUGUUGGGACCCUGCAACGUCUAAGUUCUCUGCAGGACUUACAUUGCAUCUACUACCUGUAGUAGUAAAUGAAUAGUUUACUACUCUGAAUAAUAAUGAUUAAUAGUAUUAACUAUGACCCACCGAUGUGUCUAUUAUAUCUACCAGCUGUAGUAGUAAAUGAAUAGUUUAUUACUAUGAAUAAUGAUUUACCUAUACAAGAUCUACCUAUAGUAGUAAAUGAAUAUACUCUGAGUAAUAAUCCUUGUAACUAUUAAUAUUUUAGCUACAAUCCAUCUAUAUAUCUAUUACAUUUGGUAAUAAAAGAGUAGCUUACUACUAUGAGUAAUAAUCUUUGUAACUAUUAAUAGUUUUAACCAUGAUCCACCUAUCUCGAUUAGAUCUACCUGUAGUAAUAGACAAGCAGCUUACUACUAUGAGUAAUAACAUUUGUACCUAUUAAUGGUUUCAACUACAAUCCACCUAUAUGUCAAUUCCAUCUACUACCAGUAGUAAUAAAUGAGUACUUUACUACUAUGGGUAAUAAUCCUUGUAAUGAUUAAUAGUUUCAACGUUGAUCCACCUAUAUGUCGAUUAAAUCUACUACCAGUAGUAAUGAAUGAGUACUUUACUACUAUGGGUAACAAUCCUUGUAACUAACCGCCAUGAUUGGCAUUAGCUAUGAUCUAUGGCUUGGUCUUUCCAGCAGACUCACCUAGCCCACAAGACCCCCACCUUUGCUCACCCUGGUUCCAGCUAAGCAAGCCGCCCCCCGGGCCCCCGGAGGCAAGGAGGAGGAGGCAGGCCCGUCCUGGAGUUUGUGCUACAGUCCUAAAUCAGACUGGCGAGAAGAGGGGUGGGAUUCAGGCGGCCGCUGGCUUUGCGACCGUCUCUCCAGCCUUCCCUCUGAGGCAGACGGAGGUCAGGGGCACUUGGGGGGCCCCGGAUGUCCUGAGAGGGGUGAGAAAGCUCUCCAGAGCACGGAAAAGAAAAGGAGGCCAAAGGCUGAAGCGGGCUGAGCGGUCUCUGCAAGACCUUUCCUCAAGGACAUUCCCAUAUUUAUUGCAGGCGUUCUCAUU